This is a messenger RNA of Heteronotia binoei (common prickly gecko), 2147 nucleotides long. It is a transcript of the gene RAD51, whose product is annotated as RAD51 recombinase. Gene Ontology annotation, cellular component: condensed nuclear chromosome. The transcript has 10 exons. Gene Ontology annotation, molecular function: single-stranded DNA binding; ATP hydrolysis activity; ATP binding. Lineage: Eukaryota; Metazoa; Chordata; Lepidosauria; Squamata; Gekkonidae. Bases 333 to 1352 code for a protein of 339 amino acids. The record is from RefSeq and is a predicted model, not a curated record. Gene Ontology annotation, biological process: DNA recombinase assembly; reciprocal meiotic recombination; chromosome organization involved in meiotic cell cycle.
AGCGUCAACAAAAUCCCGGAACCGCCCGGACCCUCCCCCAACGAAUAAUGCAGAACAGUCUUAUCGCGGCCCGCAUGCGCAACAGGACCUCCUUCAACCACUCAGCGAGCGAAUGAGGCGUUGCUGCGUAUAUACGUAGGGUCACGUGAGGUAGUGGCGGGCUCUUCUGAAACCAGAGGCGUACAGGCCCGUUGUUGGGGGAGACUUUGGAGGGGAGUUGGUGUUUAUCGCCCCCUUGCCCCCAUCUUUCCCGGUGCAGAAAGGACGCCGCAGAGGUGGGCUUGUCGUUCCUGGGCCACCUGACAAGGAACAUUGACAGAAUACUUUGUGCCAUGGCCAUGCAAAUGCAGUGUGAUGAAAGUGCAGAUUUGUCAACAGAUGAGGGAAGCUUUGGUCCUCAACCCAUUUCACGGCUGGAGCAAUGCAGUAUAAAUGCAAAUGAUGUGAAGAAAUUAGAAGAAGCUGGAUUUCACACUGUUGAAGCUGUUGCUUAUGCACCAAAGAAAGAGUUGCUCAAUAUUAAAGGCAUUAGUGAAGCUAAAGCUGACAAAAUCUUGGCAGAAGCAGCAAAAUUGGUUCCAAUGGGCUUCACCACAGCAACAGAGUUUCAUCAGCGGAGGUCAGAGAUCAUUCAGAUCACCACUGGGUCCAAAGAACUUGACAAGCUCCUUCAAGGAGGAAUAGAAACUGGGUCUAUAACAGAGAUGUUUGGAGAAUUCCGCACAGGAAAGACUCAGUUGUGUCACACGCUGGCAGUAACCUGCCAGCUUCCCAUUGAUCGAGGUGGUGGUGAAGGGAAAGCCAUGUAUAUUGACACGGAGGGCACUUUCCGUCCAGAGCGCUUGCUUGCUGUGGCUGAAAGGUAUGGCUUAUCCGGCAGCGAUGUGCUCGAUAAUGUGGCAUAUGCUCGAGGUUUUAAUACAGACCAUCAGACGCAGCUCUUAUACCAAGCAUCUGCUAUGAUGACAGAAUCAAGGUAUGCUUUGCUGAUUGUGGACAGUGCCACAGCCCUUUACCGGACAGAUUAUUCUGGCCGAGGUGAAUUGUCAGCCAGACAGAUGCAUUUAGCCAGAUUUCUGCGCAUGCUUCUUCGACUUGCAGAUGAGUUUGGUGUGGCAGUAGUGAUUACGAACCAGGUGGUAGCCCAAGUAGAUGGAGCAGCAAUGUUUGCUGCAGAUCCCAAGAAACCUAUUGGAGGGAACAUCAUUGCACAUGCUUCAACCACCAGAUUGUACCUGAGGAAAGGUCGGGGUGAAACAAGGAUAUGUAAAAUCUAUGAUUCACCUUGUCUUCCUGAAGCAGAAGCUAUGUUUGCUAUUAAUGCUGAUGGAGUGGGAGAUGCUAAAGAUUGAGUGACCCAGCAUGUCUGCCUAAUAAGAAUGGACUAAUCAAAAGCAGCUGUGCUUCUGCUGAUGAUUCUCCUGCUCAAGUUUUGCUCUGACUGGACAUCUGAUCCUCCAUUUUGGAAUUGCUAUAUUUAACUUCAAAAUAAUUUUUAAAAACCUUGGACCUCUUGUCCUGUUGACACACACCUCCUUCUGAUGCAUUUUGCUGAAUUGAAUUCUUUCAUUCUUAAUGCUGUAGUAUGGCAAGAACUCUAAGAAAUGCCCUAUUUGCCAAGUCUAUGCAGGACUGAUGGCUACAUAAAGAGUGAAAUCCUGAACUUUUGCCUGACUUAAGUUAGAUGCUUAAAACUAUGAAACAAGUGCAGAAGACUGGCAUGUUAAGGAUUGGGGAAAGAUUCUUGUAGAGGUUGAGAGUGCAUUGCAUCUAAAUUAUUAUUUUGUUUGUUUUGAAUCUGUUUAGCAUUGGCAGAAUCUGAGGCAAAGAAGCUUUGACAAUAAUUCUGAAGUUCAAGCAGCUUCUAGUUCACAUUAGAGACUUUUCUGUUGAAAUUGUGAACAGAAAAGUUUUUGAACUGUAACUUCAGAACUGAAAUUAUCAAUUGAAACUUUAUUUUUCUAAAUAUAUCUUCUAAAUUAAUACAGUCAUUGUCUUAUCCCCAAAAAGUUAGGCAUUGGGUUACUGUUGUGAUAAAAAUUGUAGAUGUGUUUCUGACAGCAUUGGUGAGGUGCUGCCUGUAAAUAUUUCCAAGGCACCUUGAUUGUGCUAACAUUUAAAACUGAUUAAAGUAUCUUAUACCCACA